Epinephelus lanceolatus (giant grouper) is the source of this 1675-nucleotide messenger RNA. RefSeq lists its product as uncharacterized. The record is from RefSeq and is a predicted model, not a curated record. NCBI's taxonomy places the organism in Eukaryota, Metazoa, Chordata, Actinopteri, Perciformes, Serranidae.
CUCCUUGUGCAAACAGCUUGCCUAAACAGAGGCAAAGUGACAAUGUUCAGAGCGUGCGCCCGCCCUGCCCUCCAUUCCUCCUCGUCACUGGAAACCCUUCCUCAUACAACAACACUUCCUCACACAGCGAGGAUCCGCUGCUGCUGCUGCCACAUGAAAAGCACACAGUGCCCGGCCAACAUGCGACACCAACUCCUCUCCUACAGAUUUUCGGUGCCGUAAUCUCUCCAAACCCGGAUAUGCUUAUUGUGCGAGGAGAAAAGGCGAAGCGGCAGAGGAGCACAGAAUGAGAGAGGCGCGGCGGCGGAGGAUCAGGAUCAGGAUCAGGACUGAAGAAGCUGUUUGCUGCCAGUUUUCAGGGCGACACACGGACGUGAUGAGCAGAGUGAAAGUUGAUGAAGAGGAGAAAAGAAAUGGUGAAGCUUUCAGGCCACGCAUCUGCUGAGCAGCUCCUCACCAAGACUUCCUAUCAGACUGGCUGCUGCCUCUGAGGGUGAGGUGGAGGUGCAGCUGUAGCUGGACGAGGUGAAUUCCCACAGGGCAGGGGGGCUCCGGAGAUGCCGCUCCCUCAGGGCAUGCUGUUCUGCUUGGGCAUGCUGCUGAUGACCGGUGGCGGGGUCAUAGUCCUGUGCUUGGGCCUGCCCCAACAGUCAGCCCCGUUGUUUGGGGUCGGGCUGUUCCUGGGCCUGGGGGGCUUAGCCCUGCUGGUCAGUGGGCUCUGCAUGGCCAUGAAGAAUCUCCAGGUGGCAGUGCCAGGACACUUCCUCCUGCAUCCCCGCACGGGCACACGCUUCAGCCCACAGCAGGCCCUGGCGAUACAAAGGAGGUUGGACAGAAUUCGUCGAGAGAUGUCAGAGGACUCUGUCAGCAGGGCACCAGAUCCCGAACCCUCUCUCCCGUCCACCCCACCGCCCUGGACUAUGGAGCCGCCUCCGUCCUAUGACACAGUGAUGAAGAGCCAGGAGAACAGCGAGCAGCUUAACCUCGCACUCUAGUGGACAUCUUUACUCUGUGUUUGUGCCUUUUGUCUUCGGUUCUCAGUGGGAACCUCGAGCCAGCAGUUGGUGCUGUUGAUGAACUCGCUGCAAGGGGCCUCUUCUGUGCCUUAAGACAGCCACCCUAAACCCAAACCUGAGCACAAGCAAAGAGGCAGGAAGAGACUGCAGCUGGUUAAAGACUUAAUAUUUGUACAGACUAAGCCCCAAUGUGGCCUCCGUGUCUACUAAACGUGUGUGUUGUGAUUGAUUGUGAAAGGAAUUGAAAUGAUCACUGCAGCUGCUCUGCUCUCUACACUAAGGGCCUUUCUUGAGACCAGGAUUAUGUAACUUUUACAAGAGGGUUAAGGGAUUCAUGUCGACAGUCUGGCUGCAAGCCUCCUGUAGACACCUGAUUAAGAUAUUUUAUUGGCCUGCUUGAAUUUAUGUGACCUACUACUGUGGCUGCGCAGCACUCCUCUUCAAACACGAUAAGAACUUUUCUCAUGGCUUCACAGCUUCUCUUUGUACCUGCACUCUCUCCUGUCAUAACUUUGCUCAAGGUUCAUUGACAGCUUACUACAAUGCAAAGUGCCUUAACCAGUGACGGCAGAAUGUUAACAGCUUUAUAUCCUGUGAUUGCAGAAUGUCCACUGUUACUUCUAUGUUGUGAUGUUACUAUAAACUAAAAUUAAUGAAUA